Chenopodium quinoa (quinoa) is the source of this 1943-nucleotide messenger RNA. RefSeq names its product annexin-like protein RJ4. The record is from RefSeq and is a predicted model, not a curated record. Gene Ontology annotation, cellular component: cytoplasm. The coding region runs from base 257 to 1270 and encodes 337 amino acids. Gene Ontology annotation, molecular function: calcium ion binding; calcium-dependent phospholipid binding. The transcript has 4 exons. NCBI's taxonomy places the organism in Eukaryota, Viridiplantae, Streptophyta, Magnoliopsida, Caryophyllales, Amaranthaceae.
UCUACUAGGAAAGUCACAAAACUUUCACUAGAAGCCAAUUCUAGUCCAUCUGUAUUUUUUAGGCCAACCCUAUUUUUUCAUAUUAUAACCCAUCAUUCUUUUCCCCCCUUUUAUAAUGGAUCCUACUUACUUUUAAAAGCCAUAUUCCUUCCUUGCACCCCAAGUACAUUUAUAAAUACUCACAUAAAUGCAAACUCACUAGCCAAAACAACCCUUAAAAAACCGUAACAUAUUAUUGUAAGCUUAGUUUAAAGAAAUGGCUAACCCAAACUACUCAAAGAACCAAAGUUCAUCCUAUGAGAGUGAUUGUAAGGCGAUUUACGAGUCAUGGGGGAGGCUAAGCACCAUGGUACAAACACUCGCGACACGAUCAACACAAGCCGAGAGGAGGGAAAUAAGGGAGACUUAUAAAGCAAUGUAUAAUGAAGAUUUAUUGAGUCAUUUGCAAAGGGUUAAGAUGAUGUUGAGUGGUAAAUCAAGCAAUGAGGAGACUAAAUUCUCGGUCGCGACAUGUGAGGCCUUGUUGUUAUGGAUGGUUGAUCCAUGGGAAAGAGAUGCUUGUUUUGCUAAGAAUUCACUUGAAGAAAAUGAGACUGAUUUUAAGGCUUUGGUUGAAAUUUUUGUUGGUAGGAAAUCAAGUCAUAUUCUUAUGAUUAAACAGGCUUAUCAAAAUAGGUUUAAGAGGCAACUUGAUCAUGAUAUUGUCAACUUAGAACCUCCUCAUCCUUGCCAAAAGAUUUUGGUAGCAUUGGCAACAUCUCAUCAAGCUCACAAUGUUGAUGUGAGCCAAGACAUAGCAAAAUGUGAUGCAAUGAGGCUCUAUCAAACAGGGGAAGCAAGUUCAGGGUGCAUUAAUCAAGCUGUAGUUCUUGAAAUUCUAAGUAAAAGAAGUAUUCCUCAGCUUAAACUCACCUUUUCGUCGUAUAAACGCAUCUUCGGCCACAGUUACACUAAGCAACUCAAGAAGGUUAAUUCGACACAAUUUGAGGACUCAUUGAGAAAUUUAGUUGAUUGCAUUCAAGACCCUCCCAAAUACUAUGCCAAGAUGUUGCAAAGUUGCAUGAUGAAAGGCGAGGAUACGAACAACGGAUCCUUGACGCGGUUGAUGGUGAGCCGAGCUGAGAUCGAUAUGGGUGAUAUUCAAAAGGUAUUCAGGAAGAAAUAUGGGGUGGAACUUAGAGAUACAAUAUGUCAAGCCAUUCCUGAAGGGGAUUACAGAGUUUUUAUGUUAGCAUUGGCUAACAACGCAAAUUCUGGUAGCUUUAACUAGUAGAAAUUUAGUAGCAUAUGUACAAAGUUCUAUGUAAUCGUGUUAAAACUAAUCAUCAUAGUUAGGAUUAAAAACUAUGAUGAUUAUUAUUGAGUUAUAUCUUGUUAAAGUGUAACCCUUGAUGUAAGAAUAUUAGAUUGUGAUUACAACUAACUGUCGUAGCUUUAAAAAACAUUAGUGAGCCCAGUGGCUUUUCCCCUUCCUGUUUGCAAAUGUUGAUAUACUGUCGCCGUCUUAAUUUAGCUGUUAUAAUUAUUCUUGUAAAGUUGUCCUAACCACUGACAUUCUUCUUUAAAAGGUCCCCACUAUAGAUUAACACAUAGCGGUCCGUCUUUGGAGAUCCUUAAAAUAGUAGUUAACUUAUUAUGUUCGAGUAAGCCGAUUAAAAUUGCUACGUGUUGAAUAUUUAGUGGUCGUUUUAUGAAUUUUAUUGUAGUACUAGUAAAAUGAAAAGAACAGAGCUUAUAGGGAGGAAGGGUGGGAGUUUAGAGUGGAUGAGGAUUUUAUUUAUUUAUUUUUUUAAAUACUGCAACUAACAGAAAAAGACCUCACCCUUUGUUGAAAUAGUAGAUUCAAUAAUAGAAAUAAAACAAGAAAUUAUUCUUAAUUACUAUCUCAGUUCCUACAUGUUUAUUAUGUUUUCUACAUUAAGGAUUAGAGGUAGUAAUACUUG